Penicillium mononematosum is the source of this 1965-nucleotide messenger RNA. RefSeq lists its product as uncharacterized. Lineage: Eukaryota; Fungi; Ascomycota; Eurotiomycetes; Eurotiales; Aspergillaceae. The coding region runs from base 1 to 1965 and encodes 654 amino acids. The record is from RefSeq and is a predicted model, not a curated record. The transcript has a single exon.
AUGAAGUACUUAUCCGACCAUAAAAACACCAGGGAUGCUCUGAGCUGCUGGGCCGGAGAACAAAAACUGUUCAUCGCCAGCUUUUACUUUUGGAACGCGGGAGUCAACAUGCAAAAGUCUCAGCUCGGUCUCCUGCAGAGCAUAUUAUACCAGAUUCUUCGCGUUGAGCCGCGCUUGGUCACUGAGAUCUGUCCUGAGCACCAGGGGUCAGAACCUUGGGGCAUUACCGAAUUAAUGGGGACCUUUUCCCGUCUAGCUGACACCGCAUGUUCUGCAAAGUUUUGCCUGUUCAUCGACGGGCUUGAUGAAUACGAUGGUAAGGAAAUGGAGAUCAUUCAUGUCUUGAAGAGUCUGGCCCAAUCCGAGAACUUCAAAGUAUGCGCAUCUAGUCGGCCCUGGACAGCCUUCGAAGAAGAGCUGAGCAGCCCUGACUGCAUGUUUGUGCUGCAACAUUUUACCAGGGACGACAUGAAUAAUUACGUGGAAUCCAUGCUUACUGAAAACGACAAAUUCAAAUCACUGGCGGCAAAAGACCGUCGCUGUAACACUCUCAUCUUUGAAAUUUCCCAAAGAGCAAAUGGAGUCUGGCUAUGGGUAUUUCUGGUUGUCCGGGACCUCUUGCGUGAUAUCACUGCCAAAGAAACCUAUGAUACAUUGGAGAAACGUCUCAACAGCCUGCCUCAGGAGUUGAACGCCUACUUUGCUCGAAUUAUGGAUCGAAUUGAUCCGUUUUUCCGCGCAGAUACAACCCGUAUAUUUCUCAUUGCCGUUGAGUCUGUGCGGCCUUUUCCAUUAUUUGCACUUGACUUUCUGGAGAAAGAGUCAAAAGACCAGGAUUAUGCCCUUAAUAUGGAAGUGAAAGCCGUCACUGCUGAUGAGCUGUCAGCCGUGUGUAUGGACUGGAGGCCACGACUUCAAACCCGAUGUGGUGAUCUUUUGAGUGUCCAUACAGAUUACUCGGAAUCUGCAUUUUUCAGAACAACCGUGGAUUUUAUUCAUAGGACUGCACGAGAUUUUCUUCGAGACAAUCACCACGCCAUGUUUCAGCAGUUUGUACCGAGGGACUUUUGCGGCAAGGAAACUCUCUGCAGGAUGCUCCUCGCGAUGUUGAAGAUGUAUCCGGUGGAAACCUUUCGUAAGGCCUCAAACAGUUUGUUUAAUUUGGUCGAUGAAAUACUCUACUAUACAUAUGAACUGGAGCAAAUGAGCAGAACCACCUCUCACUUCCCUAUCCUGGAUGAUAUUGAUGCUGUUAUGUCGCUCCAUUCGCAGAAAGAGCUCAAUCACUGGACAAAUGGUCGGGAUUCCCCGACGAAUACUAGAUUUGUUCAAUGGAUCGAGCGCGGACAAUGCUCAUUCCUUGGUCUGGCAAUACAAGCCCGCUUGCGGCUAUAUGUCGAGCAUGCUCUGGAUAUCGAUCCAUGUCGAUUAAAGAAAAGAGGUCGACCACUGCUAGACUAUGCUCUCCGACCGACCAGAGUCACACCAAGCAAUCUUCCCUACUCCCAUGAACGAGAAUACGCGGGCAUUGAAACGGAUAUUGUAGCCGCACUGCUGGAUCGCGGUGCCGACCCAAAUCAAGUUGUUCACAUAUAUGGAGACCACGCGCCCUGGCAAUUAUUUGUCCUGUUCUGCUAUGAACGGUGCAAGGACGUUCCUGCCAACGACAAUCCAUAUUUUGAUGUUGCGAACUUGUUGGUCCAGUAUCAUGCAGACUUGAACCAGAUCAUACAUUUACCUCCCAUACAGACCCGUGCCGGGACAACCGCUCGAUACAAGACACAGGUAACCAUCGAGAAGAGCCAAGCAACAGCCUGGGAACUGUUAAGUGAAGUAUUUACGUCGAGACAGAUGAUGGACCUGGAGCGCAGUAUGCAACAGGCGAGACUUGAGGCGCAAAGCCGGGACCCGGGAUGGCUGGGAUGGAUCAGCGACAUGAUCACUGGGAAGACCUUUGGUGUCUGA